Molecule: messenger RNA, 1476 nt
Organism: Scaptodrosophila lebanonensis
Lineage: Eukaryota; Metazoa; Arthropoda; Insecta; Diptera; Drosophilidae
Gene: gsb-n
Product: protein gooseberry-neuro
Exons: 5
Coding region: 61-1476 (471 amino acids)
Biological process (GO): regulation of transcription by RNA polymerase II; anatomical structure development
Molecular function (GO): DNA-binding transcription factor activity, RNA polymerase II-specific; RNA polymerase II cis-regulatory region sequence-specific DNA binding
Source: RefSeq, a predicted model, not a curated record
UCAAUCGUUAAAAUUCACAUCGCCAGACUUUAAACUAGUCUUAAGUUAAGUUAGCAAAAUAUGGAUAUGUCCAAUGCCAAUUCUCUGAACAUGCGACCGCUGUUCACGGGAUACCCCUUCCAAGGCCAGGGCCGGGUUAACCAACUUGGCGGCGUAUUCAUCAACGGUCGACCCCUGCCCAACCACAUACGCCUACGGAUUGUGGAAAUGGCUGCGAAAGGCGUUCGGCCCUGCGUUAUAUCGCGUCAGUUGCGCGUCUCGCACGGUUGUGUUUCGAAAAUCCUGAACCGUUAUCAGGAAACGGGUUCCAUACGCCCGGGCGUAAUUGGUGGCUCGAAGCCAAAAGUGACCUCGCCGGAGAUCGAAGGUCGCAUCGAUGAGCUACGCAAGGAGAACCCUGGCAUAUUCAGCUGGGAAAUACGCGAGAAGCUAAUCAAGGAAGGCUUCACGGAUCCGCCAUCGACCUCAUCGAUCAGUCGGCUAUUGCGAGGAAACGACCGCACCAGUGAAGAUGGGCGAAAGGAUUACACAAUACAUGGCAUAUUGGGCGGUCGCGACUCCGACAUCAGCGACACAGAAUCUGAACCGGGCAUACCGCUGAAGCGCAAGCAGCGCCGCUCGCGCACCACCUUCACCGCCGAGCAGCUGGAAGCACUCGAGCGAGCCUUUGGACGCACCCAAUAUCCGGAUGUGUAUACACGUGAAGAGCUCGCCCAGACCACAGGGCUAACCGAGGCGCGAAUACAGGUUUGGUUCUCCAACAGGCGCGCCCGACUGCGCAAGCACUCCGGUGGCUCCGGAUCGGGCCUGUCCCCCAUGAACGGUGGUGGUGGCGGAGUGGGUGUUGGUGUAGGUGUUGGAGUGGGUGUAGGUGUGGGUGCCAGUGCCGCCAGCGCUCCCCUAGGCUUUGGUCCACUCGGUGUGGGCGUUGGCUCCAUGGCCAGCUACAGUCCAGCCGCCGGCUCCACAGCGAGUGCAGCAGGCAUGAGCGACACCCAUCACACGACCCACACAUCCUCGCAUCACAGUGCGGCCGCGGCGGCCGCAGCAGCUCACCACCACACACAAAUGGGCGGCUAUGAUCUGGUUCAGAGCGCGGCGCAACAUGGCUUCCCCGGCGGCUUUCCCCAGCACGGACAUUUCGGCAGUCAGAACUACUACCACCAAGAUUACUCCAAGCUGACCAUCGAUGACUUCUCCAAGCUAACCGCCGACAGCGUCUCGAAGAUCUCGCCCUCGCUGCAUCUAAGCGAGAACUACUCCAAGCUGGAGUCGCCCUCCAAUUGGUCGCAGGCCGCCUAUCACCUCAAUCAGUCAGCUGUGGCGGCGGCCAACUACAAUCAUGCCGUGGCCCAACAUUCGCUCAACGACUAUGCGGCGGCUGCCCAUGGCAACCAACUGAACAGUGCGGCUGUGGCUGCGGCCGCUUACAAUCACCCACUACCCGCGCAGGGGCAGGCCAAGUAUUGGUCAUGA